CGCCGGCGCCGUCAUUCGAAUCAACGUGCUCCUCGUGUCUCUGAGGGCUACUCUCGUUGACCGAGACCCGUUCUCCUGGCGCCGUACACGUGUCACCCUCCUACUCGCUAGAGUCACCCGAGAGCCGUCACAUCUUUAUCCAAAUCCGUAGAAUUCUUUCUUGGAUUUCAUUUUCGCAAUCAGUUCGGAAAACUUCUCGCAUCUCCGAGCGAAGAGAAUUAAGGGUUUCCAUCAACUUGACCGCCGCUCUCCGCGAUGCCGCCCGAGCUCUCGCCCCGAUGGCGGGCGAAGGCGAACGAUUUCUUCUCAACUUCUGGUGUGAAGCUGAAGCAAGCAGGGCAUUCUGCGGGUGAAAAUGUUGCUGAGGCGGCGGAAAAGGUGGGAUCUCUGGUGAAGAGCAGGUGGGCCCUACUUAGGGAAUCGAGGCAGCGGAGAGGCGCCGACGCCGCCGGGAGAGACUUGUGGUGUGAGGAACGGAUUCUGUCGGCCGCAGCGACGACGGGUUUGCUUCUGAGGAAGGGCGUGUUGGAGACCAAGGAGAAGGUUGUGGUGGGUAAAUUGAAAGUUGAAGAGGCAGCGAAAAAAACUGCAGAUAAGAGCAAGAGCUUCUUGACUAAUAUUGAACGAUGGCAAAAGGGAGUAGCGAGUAACGAUGUAUUUGGUGUCCCACUUGAGAUUAUCAUACAACGUCAACAGUCUACUAGGCCUGUUCCUCAAGUCUUGGUACGAUGUGCAGAUCAUUUAAUAAUAUCAGGUAUACACUCUGAGUACUUGUUUAAAGACGAAGGGGAUAGAAAAGUAAUUCGGCAGUUAAUUUCAAUCUACAACCAAGACUGGAAUGCACAGUUGCCAGAUGGUGUAAGCGCAAUUGAUGUGGCAGCAUUGAUAAAAUGCUAUCUUGCUAGCCUUCCUGAGCCACUGACCACUUUUGCACUUUAUGAUGAAAUUAGAGAUGCCAGAAGCAGUAUUCGAGACAUGAGAAAUGUUCUGAAGAAGCUUCCAAAUGCAAAUUACAUGACACUGGAAUUUGUUACUGCUCUGUUGCUUCGGGUGAGCCAAAAGGCAUCUGUAAACAAGAUGGAUGCUUCCAGUCUGGCCGUGGAACUGACACCAGUUCUAAUGAGGCAGAAAGGUGAUUCAAGAGCAGACUACUGUAGCCACAUUUAUUAUACAAAAGGUCCUCCCAAGACAGCUGAUUUGGCAUCUAAUUACAACACCAGUGAUUACCUAUUGGAUGACGAUGAUAGUUUUGAUACUUCAUCACAAAUUCCUCUGGAUGACGGUUCACCUCCUGAUUACAGUGCCAUUGAGGUUAUCCAGUGUCUCAUUGAGCAUCACAAUCCCAUAUUCACAGAUGCAAACGAAACCAUAUGGAGAUGAAUUUUGAGAGAUUAUUUGCGACUAUUAGAGGUAAUGGUUGUUCAGAAUCGACGUUCAGAUGUGAAUAUAGCUGAUUUUUUAUUAGGCAAAUUUAGAUAGCAUAAUUUCUUUUUUCCUUUUUCUGGUGGCGUAUAAAAUUCUCCAAAGUAUUGAUUGUGGAUAUUGUAUAGUUGGAGCAUUGUUUUAGCAUUUUGAACGUAAACUGGGAUUGUAAGAAUCUUAAUAAGUUCCUCAUUGCAUUGUCCAAUAUUGAUCCAUACUUCAA
This is a messenger RNA of Asparagus officinalis (garden asparagus), 1645 nucleotides long. RefSeq lists its product as uncharacterized. Gene Ontology annotation, biological process: signal transduction. The record is from RefSeq and is a predicted model, not a curated record. NCBI's taxonomy places the organism in Eukaryota, Viridiplantae, Streptophyta, Magnoliopsida, Asparagales, Asparagaceae.